CCUUGUGAACACUGGGCAGAUCAGACUGACAUGGGAGCUUGUCUCGUAACCUUGGCUCCCUGGAUCUGAGAGGCUGCUUGGCCCCAUCAGCCAGGUUUGGUGGGUAGGACGUGUGCUGCUCGUAAAGUUAACGUAGCAGAGGGUUUUAAGUCCUCAGGGUUGUGUUUAGCCUCUCUUUGCCUUGAGUGAUGCGGCUGCAUGUGGUCCCCACCCCCUAUGCUGGGAAUAGAAGCUGGGGCCUUGGGUACCCCUGGAUGAGAAAGUUCGGUCACCGAGCUACACGCACUUGGCGUUUUAAUGUUUAUUUCUGAGGUUUUUAUCUGAAGUUGCAUUCAGGAUUCUGGAGCCUGAGCUCUGGCCCAGAUCUUGCCUUCUUUAGUCCGCCUGUAUCGUGUAGAUUGUUUCUCAGUGUCUCAGUUACUUUCUCUAGGAGAGGAUUUCUGUAGAUGGAUAGUUGGAAUACGGACGCGGCUGGGUAGAACAUUUGUUUAACUUACGUGAGGCCCCGGGGUCCAGCUGCAGUGCCACAGAAUAAACCCAGAAGGAAACAAGCAGAGCAGCGCCUUGUGCAGAGCCUUCUUGAAGCAUUUUCACAGGAAUCGCGUCGGAAUAGAAGAGACUAGCGGAGAACCUCUGUGGAAUUAAGUGGAACACGGCUGCCAAAGGGAUGUCUGAGAGGUUUAAGUGUUUCAUAUUCUGAACAUGGCUUUGUACAGACCCUUUAAAGCUGAAGAGGAUGGCUGAAAUGGCCUAUCCCAGAGGUUCCCUUCCUACAGUGUCAUCCCGGCUGGCUUGAGAGCUCGGACGGUCACUGCAGCUUUGUCACCUUCAAGGUGUCCUCAGACAGCAGAAAAACCUCAUCUUUUUGAAGAGUGCUACUAUUUUUCCAGUCUCCUUGUAACUGCCUGCCAAAGAAGGGCUCCAUGAAAGAUGACAGAAGAAGUCAUUGUCAUAGCCAAGUGGGACUACACUGCCCAGCAGGACCAGGAGCUCGACAUCAGGAAGAACGAGCGGCUGUGGCUGCUGGACGACUCCAAGACGUGGUGGCGGGUGAGGAAUGCGGCCAACAGGACAGGCUACGUGCCUUCCAACUACGUGGAGCGUAAGAACAGCCUGAAGAAGGGGUCCCUGGUGAAGAAUCUCAAGGACACGCUAGGCCUCGGGAAGACGCGGAGGAAGCCAAGUGCUCGGGAUGCGUCCCCAACGCCAAGCACUGAUGCGGAAUACCCAGCCAAUGGCAGCGGUGCUGACCGCAUCUAUGACCUCAACAUCCCAGCCUUCGUCAAGUUCGCCUACGUAGCAGAACGAGAGGAUGAGCUGUCCCUGGUGAAAGGCUCCCGGGUCACAGUUAUGGAGAAAUGCAGUGAUGGCUGGUGGCGUGGCAGCUUUAACGGGCAGAUCGGCUGGUUCCCCUCCAACUACGUGUUGGAGGAGGCGGACGAGGCUGCAGCUGAGGCCCCCAGCUUCCUGAGCCUGCGUCGGGGCACUGCGCUAAGCAAUGGGCAAGGUGCACGGGUGCUGCACGUGGUGCAGACGCUGUACCCCUUCAGCUCUGUCACUGAGGAGGAGCUUAGUUUCGAGAAGGGGGAGACCAUGGAGGUGAUUGAGAAGCCGGAGAAUGACCCUGAAUGGUGGAAAUGCAAAAAUGCCCGAGGCCAAGUGGGCCUGGUCCCCAAAAACUAUGUGGUUGUCCUCAGUGAUGGGCCUGCACUGCACCCCACGCACACUCCACAGAUCAGCUACACCGGGCCCUCAGCCAGCGGGCGAUUUGCCGGCCGUGAGUGGUACUAUGGCAACGUGACACGGCACCAGGCCGAGUGUGCGCUCAAUGAGCGGGGCGUCGAGGGCGACUUCCUCAUUAGAGACAGCGAAUCCUCGCCCAGUGACUUCUCCGUGUCUCUCAAAGCAUCAGGGAGGAACAAGCACUUCAAAGUGCAGCUGGUGGACAGCGUCUACUGCAUUGGGCAGCGGCGGUUCCACAGCAUGGACGAGCUUGUGGAGCACUACAAGAAGGCCCCCAUCUUCACCAGCGAGCACGGGGAGAAGCUCUACCUCGUCCGAGCCCUGCAGUGAAAGCAGCCAUUGGCCCCCUCAUGCCCUGCCCAUUGUGGGCCUCGCUGCCACCUCCGCCUCCCAGAGCCCAGCACUUCUGGCCACCUCCACCCAUGUGGCCUGGAUCACCUCUGUGGCCCAGUCUGUCCUUCUUUUCAGCUUUGUUGGUCAACCAUAGCUACCUAGGCCCUCAUAGCCAUGCCCAUGGCCACCACCUUCUGGUGGUGAGGGUCAAAGGGAGCAAAGCUACGCACUAUUUUCCUUUUCAGUUGGAAACGGUCUGUUUGAAUCUUACACACACAUACAGAGAGAGAGAGACAGAGACAGAGACAGAGACAGAGACAGAGACAGAGACAGAGACCGGGGCUUACUCAGAGGGCAGUGAGGCUCUAUGUAGUGAAUAUGUGACCUUGGCACACACUCCGAGAGCUGUGUCCAUGGGUGUUUGGUGCCUCUCAUCAGCUAUGCUGGUCCAGGCCAGCAGCCUGUGUCCUGGGCCUGCUUUUUUUUUUUGUUGUUGUUGUUUCUGUUUUUGUGGCUCCAGGCUCUGCAGGAGUCCAAAAAUGUGCGGAUAGCAAUACUGGAAACCCUGGGGAGGUGGUGGUGAGGGAACUUCCCAGUGCCUUGGAGGCUGUGCUUGCAAUAAAAGAGGGUUUUGGUGAGAGUCAGUCUGCAAAAGAGGGAGGUGGCAACGCAGAAAGAAAGAUACUCUGGUGAUGUACCCCAGGUGUGCCAUCCACAUAGUGCUUUUGCCCUUUGGCUUGUUUGAAUUUCACAAUUAUGUAUUUAAUUCUCAAAGUAAUAUGUAUCUUAGCUGUUUGUCGACACUAAUAAGAGAUGAUUAAGGAAAACAGCUGAUCUCUUGGGAAGGGGAGCUACCAAUACUUUAUACACACACUAUAUAUAUAUAAUAUGUGUAUAUUAUAUAUAUAUUAUUUGCUUUACAGGGAAAUUUUUCAGGGUUUACAAGAGAAUAUGUGAUUAGUAGUAACAGAACGUUUAUGAAGAAAUUACAUUUUCAUUUUUCUUUACAUCUGAACUUCUUUACAGUUUGACUAUAGAGUCUUGAGAUGGCACAUUCCUACAAUUGAAGAAGGGGUCUUGGGAUCCCCUAAACUUGCAUACCCAGUUUUUUGAAUAUUGUAAUAAAAAAAAGUAUUAUGACAA
Rattus norvegicus (Norway rat) is the source of this 3219-nucleotide messenger RNA. It is a transcript of the gene Nck2, whose product is annotated as NCK adaptor protein 2. Gene Ontology annotation, molecular function: phosphotyrosine residue binding; scaffold protein binding; protein-containing complex binding. Gene Ontology annotation, biological process: negative regulation of PERK-mediated unfolded protein response; positive regulation of endoplasmic reticulum stress-induced intrinsic apoptotic signaling pathway; regulation of transcription by RNA polymerase II. Lineage: Eukaryota; Metazoa; Chordata; Mammalia; Rodentia; Muridae. Gene Ontology annotation, cellular component: endoplasmic reticulum; cytosol; vesicle membrane. The record is from RefSeq and is a predicted model, not a curated record.